Messenger RNA from Eriocheir sinensis (Chinese mitten crab), 1924 nucleotides. RefSeq lists its product as uncharacterized. The record is from RefSeq and is a predicted model, not a curated record. The transcript is spliced from 3 exons. NCBI's taxonomy places the organism in Eukaryota, Metazoa, Arthropoda, Malacostraca, Decapoda, Varunidae. The coding region runs from base 806 to 1348 and encodes 180 amino acids.
AUCGAUGCCAGAAUAAAAUUGGUUGAGUUACUCUAUAUCGAGAUUACAGAAAACUGCCCCGCUGCGGUAACGCUCAUUUUCUGUCGAGGCACGGCCGGUCGGCGCGGCGCCUGCGGGAUGGCCGAGUAUUGAUCUGACGUUCAGUUGUCCUCACCGACCGAUACCGUAUCUAGGUGACUAUAUAUUGCUCCUUUCUCUGGCCACGACGAUACCUACCGAUAGUGUGAAGGGAACCCAAGCAGCCAGACGACGUGAGCGCUGCACAAUAACAAGCUCAGGCACUCUCGAUUCAUGUUCCCACAAAACCUGCCCUGGCAACUGAGGAUCAGAAUGUUUCGUUCUCAGAGUUUCCCGGCACUCAGGGCGCCUGAAGCUCAAGAUCAUCAUUCAAAAUUAAUCCACCUCUCAGACGAGGCAUGACAGACACACCCACACUCAAGAAAACACACUUAUAAACACAAUUUCAGCACCGGAAAUCUAGAGAAAGAGAUUAGUUUAGGAGCGUGACUGUCCCAUAUGGGGUAAACUGAGGCAGCGCGGCGGUGGCAGGGGUGCCGAGCGAAAAGCAAUGAGUGCAGGGACACAGUGUAGUGGAGAAAAGGGGAACAGUCUGAGCAUCUGGGGUGCCGCGUGCAGUUCAGCUGAGUGAGGACAAGUGUGCGAGCGGCUUGGAAAAAUGUAACUGAGGAAGCCACACGAGACGCGGCUGGUGAGAAAUGCGAGUGUUCGGUGCCUUCGUGUGUGCGUGUGACCGCCUCUAGACGCCCUCACGCCCCCUGACCACACCCCCGAGGCCACGCCCGGGAUGGUGCGGAUGCUGGUGGUCCUGAGGGGCGGGUACCCUUGGGGGUUCCGCAUGCAGGGGGGAGGAGACCGGCCCCUGGUGGUGAGCAAGAAACGAAGCACUGGCUGCCCUGGGCCGACCAUCAGGCCCCACCGGGAAGAAGCCUUGGACCGACCAUCAGGAUCCACCGGGAAGAAGCCUUGGACCGACCAUCAGGAUCCACCGGGAAGAAGCCUUGGACCGACCAUCAGGAUCCACCGGGAAGAAGCCUUGGACCGACCAUCAGGAUCCACCGGGAAGAAGCCUUGGACCGACCAUCAGGAUCCACCGGGAAGAAGCUUUGGACCGACCAUCAGGAUCCACCGGGAAGAAGCCUUGGACCGACCAUCAGGAUCCACCGGGAAGAAGCCUUGGACCGACCAUCAGGAUCCACCGGGAAGAAGCCUUGGACCGACCAUCAGGAUCCACCGGGAAGAAGCCUUGGACCGACCAUCAGGAUCCACCGGGAAGAAGCUUUGGACCGACCAUCAGGAUCCACCGGGAAGAAGCCUACCGGCGCAAUAGGCCAAGACGUAAAAAAAAAAAAAAAAAAAAAAAAAAAAAAAAACACCUACCCCUCCACACGCUUGCACGCACUCCCACACCGCUCUUUUGUUAUUGAGAUUAUUAUUAUUAUUAUUAUUAUUAUUAUUAUUAUUAUUAUUAUUAUUAUUAUUAUUAUUAUUAUUAUUAUUAUUAUUAUUAUUAUUAUUAUUAUUAUUAUUAUUAUUAUUAUUAUUAUUAGUUAUUAUUUAUAUUGAUACUGGCAUGUGUGUGUCGGUUCAUAUGUUUCGUUAGUGCUGUUAAGCGUGACUCUUUGAUAAUGAUUUACGUUUGUGUUGUUCAUUCCAAGAGAUGGAUUUCUUUUUAGUUGAUGGAAUUUAAAGAUAUAUUCUAGGGAAAUAAUUCAGUAAUUAAAUUAUAUCUCAUUUAUUAAUCUCACUUAGUAAUAAAUAAUGAUGAUCAAUAAACACACACUGAUUGCACUGUAACCCCGCCGAACACGCCAUCGUUGCGCGUAAGACAUUUUGUAUGUGUGUGUCAAUAUGUGUCGCUUAUUUCGUUAGCUCGGCGAAAUAAGCAGUAGUGUCACCUAAGAGU